Trichoplusia ni (cabbage looper) is the source of this 1550-nucleotide messenger RNA. RefSeq lists its product as uncharacterized. The transcript is spliced from 14 exons. Lineage: Eukaryota; Metazoa; Arthropoda; Insecta; Lepidoptera; Noctuidae. The coding region runs from base 6 to 1523 and encodes 505 amino acids. The record is from RefSeq and is a predicted model, not a curated record.
CCAUAAUGAAAUAUUUAAUUUUGUUGGUAAUUAAUUUUAUUUUUAUAUUCAAUAAUGUUAAUCAUGUGGACUGUAAGAGUAUGGUGCCCGUGCUCUCAUUGGAUCAAAAACCUGCACCCAUCCCGGAAAAUAAGACUCAAGAGAAAUUAAAGUACCUACCAUUUAUAAUGCUGAUUGACAAAGACAUGGACACGAGUGAGUACUGGCGCGAGACCGAGAUCCUCUCUCUGGUGCGAAACAACGAGAUUGGGAUCGACUAUGACAAAUGUGAACAAAGUGCCCCCGAACACAGCGUGGUCGAAAUUGCCAGUCUAAGAACUGUGAGACCCAUUUGUAAGAACCGGAUCGAUUACCAGCUGUGCCCUCAGUGUCCUCAUUUCAACAACCACACUGAAUGCGAGUUGUUCCGAGAAUCGUGCAAAGAACGUCGAGUCCACCCAUCCGAGUAUCGUUCAUACUGCGAUCGCAAGUACGGAAAGUUUCGUACAAUGUUCGUACCAGCUGACUACUCGCAGUGCAGGUGUUGCGAUGAGUGCAUUUUUUAUAGAGAAUUGGACCAAUCUUGCGUGGAAGACGAGUACAGUUUCGAGACAGAAGAAUUCCUGCCUGUCACAACUAUAGACUUCAGAGCUGGUUGCAAUCCUUAUUGGGGUCAUCCCGAGCAAGAGUUCAGAGCGCUCCGAUGUGAUAGAGUGUUGCGUAGAUGUGUUCCCGUGACUGUUCCUCAACUGCCUAAUGAGACUUUGAACAUACGUCGUAGCUACCGCUACGAGCCUGCUACGACGGACGACUGUCCUAUAUCCUGCCGCGGCUUUGACUGUUUGGGGGGGUUGGUAAGGGAGCAGGACUGCGUGAUGGGGGGAUUCUUACCCGACAAGGAACAAUGCAACUGCUGCGGUAGAUGCAGUGUAUAUCAUCAAUUGAAUGAAAAGUGCGCUGAAUUCAAGAAGACCUACCAGAAAGUGAAUGGGACUGUUGAGAUUGAGGUGGAAGAAGAGUUUUUGGAGCCGGGUUGUGAUGAUGGUCUGGUCUGCAGACAGGGUCGCUGCCAGGACAUACACACGGUGCGACCAGUCGGGACCCGCAGGAAGAGAGAUGAGGCUGAUCAACUGGCUAAUGAGCCUUGUAAGCGAGAGCUGAAGUACUUCAAGAAGAAGUAUGGCCCCGACGGCCACCUCCACUACAACGCGCCGCAGUGCACCCCGCUGUGGCUGUAUGCUCCUGUACAGUGUCGUCGUUUCGUGUGCUACUGUGCUUUAGAAGACGGGAGCUUCAUCCUCGGCAUCAAAGUUCCGAGAGUUGAAGUCUCCAACAUGAAUUGUGACUGCGCCCGCGAGAAAUGUCGCACUGGCUCUGUCGUGGAGUGCGACGGUUACGGUAACUACCGGGAGGCUGUGUUCACGCCGCACCUGGACGAGUGGAAGCCGGGGGACGAGAAGAUUGAAGUGGUGCAUUUGACAUCGGAAUCGACACAUGUCGAGGAUAUGCCGACCACCGUCUCCUCUCCAAUAUCCGAAAAAUAAAUAUUGUUUUAUUAUACCUUACUGACU